Molecule: messenger RNA, 1329 nt
Organism: Pieris napi
Lineage: Eukaryota; Metazoa; Arthropoda; Insecta; Lepidoptera; Pieridae
Exons: 1
Coding region: 191-1150 (319 amino acids)
Source: RefSeq, a predicted model, not a curated record
AAAUCGUAAAGACAGACGAUUGAAUGAUGGGGCAAAAGCACUAUUUGAGAGUAAUUUAAAUGAAUGUGAUGAUGCGUUUUAUAUAAGUGAAGAAUGUUGUGAAUUGGAUAAGAGAAAUCCUCGCAAUCCCGUCAAUAAACCGGUUAAGAAGAAAAGUCAAACUACAUCUACAAAAAAUCAGAACGAUUUCAUGAAUAACUGGAUGAACUAUGUAAAAAUGUUUAUGCCCGAUCAAAAUAAUGAAUCUGUAGACUUUUCACAGAUUAAUUUUCCAUAUAAUUUUAAUCAAAUGUCUAAUUUUAAUAAUAUUAAACUACAAGUAAGUAAAUCAAAUAAAAGAAAUAAAAAACGAAAAGAAAAAGAACAUCAAGUAUUAGAGAUAUUCAAUAAAACUGACUCAACUAAGAAAGAUAAAAAUAAAAUAGUAGAACUGUCUCCUAAGUUCAUCGAAGUAGAAGAAAAAAAAGAACCAGUUAAAAUGAAUAAAGUGACUAGCUCGAUUCCAGAGUCAUCAACGGAAACAUCUGAAAAGGUUGCAAAUAAACAAAAACCAUUAUUAAUAAAUUCUGAAAUCAGUGUGGAAGAAGUACCCAAUAUGUAUCAAAAUGAGAUAAUAGAUUACUACCCAGACUUUAAAAGUGAUGCAAUAUAUACUACAGAUGAAGAUGACUUGUAUUUCUUCCAUAACAGGCACUAUUAUAACACCGAAGAGGCACUCAAUCGUGAAAGACGAAAAUUCGAUCGAAGUGAAGAAAACUCCGAUCAGUCUGGAAGGAAAAGCGGCAACGAUAUUCCUUCGUAUAAAAAAAGCAAUACAAAAGUUAAAAUGGAAGAUCAAUUCCGGACUCCUCCGGGUUUAAGUGAUCCAGGAUUUCAAACAAGAAAAAUAAGUGUGAAAGAUAAGACUGGUUUUUAUUCAUAUCACAUUGAUGACAAAGAUUCAACAAAUUUUAUACCACUGGAAAAAGACGACAAUAGCAUCGAAACAGUCUAUGCCCGUUCUAAAGUUGUUAAAUACGGGAAACCUAGAGAGGUUGAAAAACAUAAAAUAGAUCAGGAAAACAGGAACGAAAGACGUCGAAACGUUUAUUCUAAGGACGGCGAAACAACUAUUGUUUUUUCUAAAGCAUGGAUUCCUGACAAAGUGUAAAGUAAAUGGAGAUGUUUUUCUACAGCAAUUUUUAUAUCCAUACUUUUUUCCUUACCUGCUUAUGUCUUAUGUGUAUUUUAAAAAUAAACAAAGUGCAAUAUUCUGUUAGUAAAGAAAGACAUACCAUUUUCUUUAUGUUAAUUUAACAAGUUAUAAUUUAUUAAAACAUUUUAUAUUGA